Phalaenopsis equestris is the source of this 810-nucleotide messenger RNA. RefSeq lists its product as uncharacterized. Lineage: Eukaryota; Viridiplantae; Streptophyta; Magnoliopsida; Asparagales; Orchidaceae. The transcript has 2 exons. The coding region runs from base 1 to 810 and encodes 269 amino acids. The record is from RefSeq and is a predicted model, not a curated record.
AUGGAAGAUCCCACUGAAAGCAUUCGCCUUCCUUUAGAGUCCGCCUUCUUCCUCCACUCUCGAGUACAAUUCAUCUCCUUCGUCUCCUGUUCUCGCUCGACCAAACCGAAGCCGCAAACCCCGUCCCCGCUCUCUGCUCAAUCCCAUCUCCCGCACCGAAGCCGCAGACUCCCUCUUCCUCCUCACGCUCGAUCCCGCACGCCCAUUUCUCCACACGACAAAACCGCUCCUCCUCUGCGACCCCAAAGCUGCUCCUCCCAAUUCUUCUUUUCGUUCGUUCGCCCUGCCUCCUCCUUCCCCACGCGCUCAUCUCCUCCCUACACCGAAACGCUCGCCUCCUCUCUGCGUCGAUCCCGCACGUCUGCUUCGACUCCAUCUUCCUCUCACGACGAAUUCGGGCUCCUCAUUCGAUACCUUCCCCUUCUCUCGAUCGCUGCCCAACUCCCUCUUCGUGCUCGCCUGCCCUCGCUCGCCUCCUCUCCUUUGCGUCGAAGCUUUCGCUCGACUCGACUCCCUCCUCUACAUCAAAGCUCUCGCCUUCCCUUCGGCACCGAAGCUUUCACCCGCUCGACUCCCUCCUUUGCAUCGAAGCUCUCGCCUUUCCUUCUGCAUCGAAGCUUCCAACUCCCUCACCUCUCGAUCGAACCUAAGACCCGAGAUUCAGUCGCACUUCCCUUUUUCCUCCUUCCCUCGGUGAGGUCCAACCGGAGCCCUUCCUUUCCCAGCCGACAGCUCUGCAGGAAAAUGAUUUGGACAAUCGGAACAGAAAGUCAGUUGUGCACGCUUCGCCUAUCCAACCUAAUCCUCUGA